Molecule: messenger RNA, 2066 nt
Organism: Drosophila nasuta
Lineage: Eukaryota; Metazoa; Arthropoda; Insecta; Diptera; Drosophilidae
Gene: ECSIT
Product: evolutionarily conserved signaling intermediate in Toll pathway, mitochondrial
Exons: 1
Coding region: 82-1317 (411 amino acids)
Biological process (GO): cell surface receptor protein serine/threonine kinase signaling pathway; innate immune response
Cellular component (GO): mitochondrion
Source: RefSeq, a predicted model, not a curated record
CAGUGUUGCAAAAUGUGUUUGUUGUUGUUUUAUAAUCGCCGAAUUUAGUUGAAUUCAAUUUUUAAUAUAUUGUAAAUAAAAAUGAUACGCAAAUUGCACUGCAUGCUGCGAUUACAAAGCGGCAUCACACAAACACUUUACAGACACAGAGCACCGACGAUCCUGGCGAGAAGUUAUGCAACGGACGAAACAAAUCGAAAUGCAGAUAGCAAGAAUGGCAAUAAUGCAAAACGAGCCUCCAAAAGUCUGCCCGCUGUGCGCAACCCCUUUGGAGCCGCACAGGAGAAGACGAAGAACUCUUACUUAGCGAUGGUGGAAAUCUUUGAGGAACGCGAUGUUCAUCGGCGCAACCAUGUGGAAUUCAUCUAUGCGGCAUUGAAGCACAUGCCCGACUUUGGUGUGGAACACGAUCUAGAAGUGUACAAGGCAUUAAUCAAUGUGAUGCCCAAGGGCAAAUUCAUUCCAACGAAUGUAUUCCAGUCCGAGUUCAUGCACUAUCCCAAACAGCAGCAGUGCAUCAUUGAUCUCCUCGAGCAAAUGGAGGACUUUGGCGUUAUGCCCGAUUACGAAAUGGAGGCAAUGCUACUCAACGUAUUUGGCAAGAAGGGGCAUCCAUUGCGCAAGUAUUGGCGCAUGAUGUACUGGAUGCCCAAGUUCAAAAACCUCUCGCCAUGGCCACUGCCCGAUCAGGUUCCCGACGACACGCUGGAAGUCGCUAAGCUGGCCGUAGAGCGCAUGUGCACCGUGGAUCUGCGUUCCAAAGUAGAUGUGUUCGAGACCAAGGAGCUGAAAGACUCGCUGGACGACACCUGGAUAGUGAGUGGCAUGAGUGUCGAGCAGUCGAAACUGCUCAAAGAGCAUUCACCACAAAAAGCGCUCUACAUUGAGGGACCCUUUCACAUCUGGAUACGCAAUCGUCGCAUAAACUACUUUACGCUGCGUGCGGAUGCAGAUGCCGAGUUCCUGGCACAGUUGGACGAACGGGAGUUGGACGAUGAUGAUGUCAGCCAGAUCGGUGUGCCAUUCUUUGGACGUGCACCGCCACGACGACACAAUCAACUGGGCAAGAUGCGUUCGGUGCAUCAACAGGAUGAUGGCACAAUUUUUGCCAUCUGCGCCACCGGCACCUCCACCAAGGACUCGCUGCUGUCGUGGAUACGUUUGUUGGAGCUGCAUGGCUUGGCGUCAUUUGACCAAAUACCUGUUCUCUUUCGCUUCAAGUCCGUUGUGCCCGCAAAGGCGGAGGAAAUCGCUGGACCAGCAGUCUCGAGCAGUGAUAUUGAUGCAUCGUUGCAUAGUCAUAAGGAGCACACGUAGUGAGUUGUUGUUAAUAAAUUAAUUGCCGAGCAAAACGAUUUGUUAUCCUCUAGUUUUUUUAUUUAUUAAUUAAGUAUGCGUGUGAACAAAAUUAGAAAAAAGAAAUUCGUAUUCAAUUUGAAAUUGUGACAUCUACAGAAUCUCCGAUUCCUGCAUAUUACUAUAUAGCAGAUACUCUUCUAUACGUAUAUGUAUCUUUAUAACUUGGUAAUUAGAUUAAGGUAAUAAUAUUAUACUGGAGUUUUGAGCUUAAACGAAAAAAUCACAGAACUCGCGAAAACUAAAUGUAAUGAAGAUCUGCUACAAAUUCAACGACUUAUGAAGUCUGUCACUAAGCUCUAGUAAUAUGUACAUUGCUAUAUUCAAUUUGAGAUAUAUAUAGGCGAUAUCUUUUCUUUUUUUUUUUUGUGUAUAGUUCUUGAUAAACUAGAGUAAGUAUUAAGCUUGUCAACUGGAGAAGAAGAAAUGCUAGGUACUCUGCCGGUGAUUGUGUGUGUUUUUGUGUGUUCUACGUCAAUCCUCUCAAGAACUCUCUACUUGGCGCGCGUCUUGUUCACCGGAAACACCUGAGUGACCACACCGAUGCCCUUGCUGGACAUUCCCUCGCGGAACAAGAUGCGCAUUCCAGGCCGCACAUACUCCGGAUGGCCAACGAACUCAAACAUCACCGAAGCGGAAUCAUUGGUGCCCAGCUUCUCGCCACCCAUGAUGCCGCGUAUCACGGCCGUUUGGCGUAUGCUGCCAAUGUG